Phytophthora nicotianae INRA-310 is the source of this 1207-nucleotide messenger RNA. RefSeq lists its product as hypothetical. The transcript is spliced from 2 exons. The coding region runs from base 38 to 1081 and encodes 347 amino acids. Gene Ontology annotation, biological process: pyrimidine nucleotide-sugar transmembrane transport. The record is from RefSeq and is a predicted model, not a curated record. Gene Ontology annotation, molecular function: UDP-galactose transmembrane transporter activity. Gene Ontology annotation, cellular component: Golgi membrane. NCBI's taxonomy places the organism in Eukaryota, Oomycota, Peronosporomycetes, Peronosporales, Peronosporaceae.
CGCACUGAGUUCAGUAUCAUACGUACGCAGUCGCGCCAUGGAGCUUUCCCCGAAGGCGCUCAAGUAUGCGAGUCUAUGUAUACUGUGCGUGCAGAACAGCCUUUUGGCUAUCCUGAUGCGGCUCUCGCGGGUCGGCAACUUCCCGCGCUUCAAUCCGGCCACCGCUGUGUUCGUAGGGGAGGCACUCAAGCUGGCCACCUGCUUCGCUGUGCUCUUCCAUGAAUUCAACUUGCUCAAGGAGCCGCAGCGACGGAAGAGAAUGAGUGAGGCCUUCCGCAACAUUACCAACAUGGGCGAGCUGCUGCGUGUGAGUGUGCCGGCCAUGCUGUACGUAAUCCAGAACAAUCUACAGUACGUGGCUGUGUCCAACCUGGACGCGCCCACUUUCCAGGUCAUGUACCAGCUCAAGAUCCUCACCACCGCUAUCUUCUCGGUCGUGAUGCUACGGAAGACUGUGCUGGUCACGCAGUGGGGAGCGAUCGUCACACUCAUGAUGGGCGUUGCACUAGUGCAAUUGGAUGAUGAUGCAUCCAGUGCUACUGCCAAGGAAGACACCGCACAGAGUACCACCAAGGGACUGCUGGCUGUGGUUGCCGCCUGCGUAUGCUCUGGCUUCGCAGGCGUAUACUUUGAGAAGAUUCUCAAAGGAACCGGAUCAACAACCACACUCUGGGAACGCAACGUGCAGAUGUGUUUCCUUGGGUUGGCAUUAUCUGGCGGUGGUUUGGUGUAUAAUGAUUUUGAGUCGAUCAUGAGUCGCGGCUUUUUCUACGGCUACCGCCCCGUAGUGUGGGCGGCAAUCGCCAUGAGCGCAUUUGGCGGUCUCCUAACAGCAGUCGUCGUUAAAUACGCCGACAACAUUCUGAAGGCCUUUGCCACAUCGAUCGCUGUGGUGCUCUCCGUCAUCAUGUCGGUGUUUGUAUUUGGCAAAGUGCCGACCGGCCAGUUCGUGAUCGGAGCAAUUCUCGUGAAUGGCUCGGUUUACGUGUACGGCAAGGCUCCCGAGUGGCGCAAAGACCAUCUUGAACCUAUUUUACCUGUUACUGGACAAGUGUCGAAGGAGACCAAGCACAUCGCUUAGAAAAAUGGCUUAGAAAACCGGUAGAACUACUGAAUCUUGCAUACGUACGAAGUGUAUCCAAGAGAGCACUAUACAUACACCUGCUACCAUAAAUGUCAUACAAUACUCAUUAUUACAAUUGUUACC